GUCAACAUGGCGGCCCAAGAUGAAGUUGACGUAUGUGAAAGUUGGGAGGAUAUGGACGAAAUUGGCUUAGACACGAAGAUCAAGCUGAUGUCAAGUGCGUCCCCGCCAGUGAAAACUCCGCUGAAAGGUUGCAAGGUUACGAACGUAAUUGUGGAAGACAGCGCCUGUAUUGGGUCUCAGUGCGUUAUGCCGGAGCCAGCUAUUCGCAUUCUGAAGCGACCGUCGACGCUCGCGAGCGGGCAGCUGAACGGCGAACGGAACGCGCGCCCUGUAAAAACCCUCCAACAAAGACAGAAGGAAUACGAAGAAGCGAGAUUACGGAUACUGGGCGAAGCGCGGAGCCCCGAAGACGUCAUCGACGACAAUUUGAGCUGCUUGCAAGAUAAAUUACAAGCGAAUAGCAUUAGCGACAGUCAGAAUGGGAACAAAGUGAAGAAUUGUCACAAUGAUAAUGCCAAAGGGAAGGAGCGUAAGGUGCUAGUGAGGUUACCACCCGGAGCUACUGCGUCAGGGGUGUUCCCGUCCCCGCCACCUCCGGGAGUGCUUGUUAUACGGACACCUCGGGGCCCUGACGGUACCAAAGGCUUCCAGCAAAGGUAGCACCAGCCCAUGACAGUCGUACACUAAUUUGAAAUUAAUUCCAUCCACAAACUACCCAAGAAAGACAAUGUUGAAAUUGGCUCUGAUUACAGUAUGAUCUUCUUCACAAUUCCUAAAUU
Cydia amplana is the source of this 719-nucleotide messenger RNA. Its product is annotated as SUZ domain-containing protein 1. The transcript is spliced from 3 exons. NCBI's taxonomy places the organism in Eukaryota, Metazoa, Arthropoda, Insecta, Lepidoptera, Tortricidae. Bases 7 to 600 code for a protein of 197 amino acids. The record is from RefSeq and is a predicted model, not a curated record.